Molecule: messenger RNA, 2782 nt
Organism: Panicum virgatum (switchgrass)
Lineage: Eukaryota; Viridiplantae; Streptophyta; Magnoliopsida; Poales; Poaceae
Product: actin-related protein 9-like
Exons: 22
Coding region: 171-2015 (614 amino acids)
Biological process (GO): double-strand break repair; regulation of DNA-templated transcription
Cellular component (GO): Ino80 complex
Source: RefSeq, a predicted model, not a curated record
CCAGCGGAUGGGGAGCACACAAACUCACCUCACGGUUCCCCUCGUAGCUGGGGGAAACAAAACAAACCAAACCUAAAAAGCGGGCGAGCGAACCCGCUCCUAGUGGAAGAGGAGCAGAGCAUUCGCCUCCAACCCCGGCGCCCCGCUCCGCCGCGGACGCCGGCGGCGGGAUGGACUACCUCAAGACGGUGGUGCCGUCGCAGCUUAUGGCCGAGCGCGGAUCUAACCUCGUAGUCAUCAACCCAGGAUCUGCAAACGUGCGCAUGGGGUUUGCUAGUCAGGAUGUGCCAUUCAAUAUACCACACUGUAUUGCGCGACGCAUCAAUCCACAGGAGGGCAAAGAGCCAAAGUUCUCUGUUCGGGAUCAGAUGCUCAAUUGCCGUGUUUCUUCAUCACAGAAUGCCGAGCGCGAGAGUGCAUAUGAUAUUAUUGCAGCACUGAUGAAAAUACCAUUUUUGGAUGAAGAAAUGCCUUCACUGAACCAACCCCUUCCUCCGAAGAUGGGACGUGUUGAUGGCUUUUCCUCACAGCAAAGUAGGGAUGAUAGUAAAUUCACCUGGACAAAUGUGACAGAGACAAGUAUCAAGCCAUCCACAUCAAUUGUUUUGCCGAACCCUCCAAAUUUGCCAGAUAGGUCAGUACACAAGGAUGCUGAGGAAGAUACUCCGCCAAGCACAUCCGGUGAUGGUAAUGGGCAUGACUUUGAAGAGAACAAGUACAAGGAAGUGAUAUUUGGAGAAGAUGCUUUGAAAAUCCCUCCAUCCGAGUCGUACUGUUUGAGUCGUCCUAUCAGGAGAGGCCAUUUCAAUGUGUCCCAUAAUUAUUCACUGCAUCAGGCGGUAUCUGGCUCCCAAAAGGGGUGGCGAAAAGAUAAGCUAAGAAUGGUUUUAGAAGACUUACGCACUAUUUGGAACUGGAUAUUGACAGAAAAGUUGCAUAUCAACCCAAGAGACAGAGGUCUAUAUUCUGCGAUUCUUGUUCUUGGGGAGACAUUUGACAACCGAGAAAUAAAAGAGAUGAUGUCUAUUGUUCUCCACGAUUUGGGGUUUAGCACAGCAGUGGUACAUCAGGAAGCUCUAGCUGCAGCGUUUGGAAAUGGUUUGUCUACAGCUUGUGUUGUCAACAUUGGCGCUCAAGUUACACAAGUAGUUUGUGUAGAGGAUGGAGUAGCUUUGCCCCACACAGCAUUGGCGCUUCCAUAUGGUGGAGAUGAUAUCUCUAGGUGCCUGCUUUGGGUUCAACGUCGCCAUCGCACAUGGCCAAACUUUCAAACUGAUCCAGUGAGCAAGCCUAUAGAUAUGCUAAUGCUCAACAAAAUAAAAGAGUCAUAUAGUCAAAUAAGGAGUGGGACGUUUGAUGCAGUUACCCUUGUUCAUUCAUACGAUAAUGAAAGAUCUGCUGGUCAUCAGAAGACAAGACUAUCAGCUCUUAAUGUUCCUCCUAUGGGGCUUCUUUACCCAAGGGUUCUUGUUCCAGAAGAGUACCCUCCACCUCCUCGAUCUUGGUUCCAAGACUAUGAUGACAUGCUGGAAGAUACUUGGCAAACAAGUGACAGUCUUUACCCUAGUGGGAAUGGUGGGUAUGGCAUGUGGGACAAUUACCCGAUGUUUCCCACUAGAUUAAAGAAAUUUGAUAACAUUGGCCUCGUAGAGGCCAUUGUUAGUAGCGUUCUUUCGACAGGACGUGUUGACCUUCAAAGGAAGCUUUUCUGUAGCAUUCAGCUGGUUGGUGGUGCAGCUUCUACAGCUGGCCUUGCACCAGUUCUGGAGCAAAGGAUUCUCAAUAAAAUUCCAGCAAACCAAUCUGUUGAGAGAGUUGAGGUGCUGCAGUCUAGGACUUAUCCGUUAUUUGUUCCAUGGAAAGGUGGAGUGAUUUUGGGCGUCCUGGAUACUGGUAGGGAUGCUUGGAUUCAUAGAGAAGAUUGGAUUAAAAAUGGUGUUCACAUAGGGAGUGGCAGAAAAUAUAAGGAUUCCUACUUUCUUCAGGCGCAAGUAAUGUGCUACUACAACAUAUAGCAGAUCGGCUAUCAUAUCACCGAGUUCCUAACACAUCCAGGCCCUUCAUUUUUGCAGGUUGUUUGACAGCGAACCAUCUUAGGAUAUGAUCUGUGGACAGCAAUUAACUUGGAUACAUGAUGCAUCAUCUGUUUCAUGCAUUGUGUGCUGUCUUGUUGGGUUCUAGGGUCAUCAACAACCAAGGGGCCUGGAUGAAAUCUUGUAAGUUAGAAGUAGAACGGUCUGGUUGUAAAGACGUACUCAUGUUUGAUUGUUGCAACUUAUAACAUUUAUGAGAUCUCUGCUAACUCCGGUAUGAGCUUCGGGUUCAUAAUGGAAACGAACAGUGUGGCAGUUUUGGCCUUGCUUCAUAUGCUGCAUCAGUGUGGAACAUGGGAACAAUUGGUCAGAAUGAGAAGACUUCGCUGAGCCCAUGGGCACGAGGAAGGAAUCCAGUCCUACCAUCCCUACUUCCCUAGACCCCGACCCUGGAGUAUCUCUGGCAGACUGACUUCUAGCAAACUGACCUGCUUGCCGUCGCCAUUUUAAGCUGCAACCGAGAAAACCAUGCUUCUGCAGUGUAAAAACAGGUUAGUAGGAUGUGAAAAAGUGUGAUACGGCUAGUUUGGUAAACCUUGUGGAGUAGGUAGGCAAAUAAAAGGUAUAUAGAGUGAUAUUUGGCUAGUUUGCUGGACGUUUUCUAAUAAGUUGGCAAAUGUUUGAGAGGGGUGUAGAAGUUCAAGCAAAGAAGUUUAUAAUAGAAAUUCAAGAAUGUAAUGGAUCUAGUA